Molecule: messenger RNA, 1003 nt
Organism: Ornithorhynchus anatinus (platypus)
Lineage: Eukaryota; Metazoa; Chordata; Mammalia; Monotremata; Ornithorhynchidae
Product: olfactory receptor 5M10-like
Exons: 1
Coding region: 1-966 (321 amino acids)
Biological process (GO): sensory perception of smell; G protein-coupled receptor signaling pathway
Cellular component (GO): membrane
Molecular function (GO): odorant binding; olfactory receptor activity; G protein-coupled receptor activity
Source: RefSeq, a predicted model, not a curated record
AUGCUUCCUCAAAAUCACACUACUGGAUUGGAAUUUGUUCUCCUGGGACUGUCAUCAGAGCCAGAGCUGCAGGUCAUCCUCUUUGUGGUCUUCCUGUUGAUCUACCUCGUCACUCUGGUAGGGAACCUGGGGCUGAUCCUUCUAAUCAAGACCGACUCCCUACUACACACUCCCAUGUACUUUUUCGUCAGCCAUCUCUCCUUGGUCGAUCUGUGUUAUUCUACCAAUCUCUCCCCUCAGAUGCUGGUGCAUUUCUUAUCAGAGAAGAAGACCAUUUCUGCUGCUGGAUGCUUUAUACAGUGCCUAGUUUUCAUUGGCCUUGUGAUUACCGAGUUUUAUAUCCUGGCUGCAAUGGCUAUCGAUCGGUUUGUGGCUAUCUGUUACCCUCUACAAUACGGCAGGAAGAUGUCCAAGAAUGCCUGCCUUUUCCUGGUCGCUGUUCCCUAUACCUUCGGCCUCCUGAAUGGCCUUUCCCAGACAGUACUGACCUUCCACUUAUCUUUCUGUAGCUCCAGGACAAUCAAUCAUUUCUACUGUGCUGAUCCACCCCUCAUCGUGCUGUCCUGCUCAGAUACCUCUAUCAAAGAAAUGGCAAUGUUUAUAGUUGCUGGCUUCACUCUAUCUAGCUCCCUCCUAAUAAUUCUCACAUCGUACAUUUUUAUUCUUGCUGCCAUCUUGCGGAUCCGUUCUGCCGAAGGAAGGCGCCGAGCCUUCUCCACCUGUGGCUCCCACGUGACAGCUGUCGUUGUAUUUUAUGGGACGCUUUUUGGUAUGUAUCUAAGGCGGCCUUCGAAGCAGUCUCUAGAGGAGUCAAAAAUCACGGCUGUCUUUUAUUCCUUUGUGAGUCCCAUGUUAAACCCCUUGAUCUACAGCCUGAGGAACAAGGAUGUGAUCAGUGCCCUGAAGAAAGUAACCAGGAGAAAAUUGCUUAAUCAUAUGGCAGGCUCUAUGUCUGCCAUUUUCUAAUAAUUCAGGAAUGCAAGAGCAAAAAAAUAAAACUUGU